Neltuma alba is the source of this 583-nucleotide messenger RNA. Its product is annotated as phytosulfokines-like. Gene Ontology annotation, biological process: cell population proliferation. Lineage: Eukaryota; Viridiplantae; Streptophyta; Magnoliopsida; Fabales; Fabaceae. The transcript is spliced from 2 exons. The record is from RefSeq and is a predicted model, not a curated record. Gene Ontology annotation, molecular function: growth factor activity. The coding region runs from base 59 to 307 and encodes 82 amino acids. Gene Ontology annotation, cellular component: extracellular region.
GCCCGCUUCGCUCUCACAAUUCAGGGUCCUUGGAAAAGCCGAUCAGACAAACACUACAAUGUCUAAACUCUUCACCAUCUUCACCAUCUUUUUUCUGCUUAGCUUAGGCCUCAUCCACGCCUCUCGUCCCAACGUUGGAUUCCCCGGCCACUCUUCUCUGCAUGAGGAUGCUAUGGAAAUGAAGACAGAGCUGGAAGGUGAAAACUGCGACGAAACAGUGGAAGGUAAAGAAGAAUGUUUGAUGAGAAGGACGCUAGCGGCGCAUGUCGAUUAUAUCUACACCCAGAAGCACAAGCCCAAAAAUUAAACGUCAUCACUUGUCGUCAGUUCUAUCUUGUCUUAUGAAUCCUCCAGUCUAUUACAAAGAUACAACAAUAAAUCAAACAUAAGUAUAUAUAGAGCCUCUCUUAUUGUUAGUGUGUGUGUGUGUGUGUGUCUAUAUGUUCUUCGUUUAUGUGAGCUGAAUAAGCGUCUGGUUGUUUGAGCUGUCAUAAUACUGUUAAACUUGUACGUACUCCAUCAACCUCUGGUUUCCUGUACGCUCUGAUCAGAUUAAUCAUAGUUUUGGUGAAAUUAUGGUUUU